Molecule: messenger RNA, 1415 nt
Organism: Fusarium oxysporum Fo47
Lineage: Eukaryota; Fungi; Ascomycota; Sordariomycetes; Hypocreales; Nectriaceae
Exons: 5
Coding region: 80-1240 (386 amino acids)
Source: RefSeq, a predicted model, not a curated record
GUUUUGUUCUGUUUUGUUCUUUAUCACAGUUUUGCUUUUUCUUCGGUUCACAGAUCUUGGUCCCAAAGAUUCGGUAACCAUGGGUAUCGAGGAACAGUUCAUCCUCCUCUCGUUGGGGCUCGUCACCAUUGGAGUGAGAAUGGGCGUGCGAAUCCGACAGAUUGGGUUUGGGGGAUGGCAGUUGGAUGAUUAUCUGAUGCCCUUCACAGGUCUUGUCUUCACUGCGGAAACAGUUGCUGCGUAUCUCGUCGGUGCCAAGUUCCAGGGCUUGACGAAUAGUUACAUGACGGAUCAAGAACGCGCCGACAUCGAUAUGAAUGGGCAAGAACAUUAUAAUCGGGUUUGGGGAUCCAAGAUCCAGGUGAUAGGCUGGUCCUUUUAUGCUUGUAUUCUCUGGUGCCUCAAGUUUUGCGUCACUGCGUUUUAUGGGCGUCUUACAUCUGGAUUGACGCAUCUCAAGACUCGAGUGACGAUCGCGUAUAUCAUUCUUGGUGUUUCAUACGCUGUUGUCGCGCUUACGAUUUUACUGUCUUGUCAACCUUUUCAUCACUUUUGGCAAGUCUCGCCAGACCCUGGACUUCUUUGCCAACCGACCAAGUCGCCGGCUUAUGUGUUGGUUGUUGUUAUUCCCAACAUCUUGACGGAUAUCUACCUUCUCUCCAUUCCGCUACCUCUUCUCUGGGGCGUAAACAUUAGUUUGCGACGCAGACUCACGCUCAUGCUGCUCUUCAGCGGUGCCCUCUUCAUCAUGAUGGCGGGUACAAUUCGCGCCGUAACAAUUCUCACAGCCGGUCCAAAUGGCGCAGUCGCAGGAAGUCAAUGGGCAUGUCGCGAAACAUUCGUCGCAAUAAUCGUCACAAACCUCCCCAUAAUCCAACCCCUCAUCCGCAAAGGCGCCAGCAUGAUCGGUCUCAGCGUGCUCUUCAGCCGCGGCACCAAAUCCGCAUCACAAAGCCACCAGCUCCGCAGCAGCGAAAUGGGCGGGAGCCGUUUCAACACUAGCCGCCGCCGCGGGCCUGGCAGUUCGCACCCGCUAGCGACGGUUCCCCAGACCACGGCCUGGGCCAGCGAUGAGCACAUCCUCCCUGAAGCUGGGAAACCUGCCGGGGCUGGGGGUGGUAUCGUGGUUGCGCAGGAGAUCAGCGUGCAGUCUGAGGUCACUACGGAGGGUGAUCGUGGGAGGAGGGGACCUGAGGGGAAUGACUGGGGGUACAAGACGAGUGUGUCAAGGAGUCCAUAAGGGCAUGGCUUGGCUUGGGCACCAAUGCGAUGAUAGGCUACGUCGUUUGGGAACAGGGAAAAGGGAUCUAGCGCUGGAAUUAGAGAUGGGAGUAACUUUGGCCCGCAAGGACUUAUUCUUUUCUAUACCUAUACUAUACUAUCACAAUUAAUGCUAAUGCGAAAAGACCUUCUCG